AUGGGAAAGGAGAAGAUUCACGUGAACAUUGUCGUCAUUGGACAUGUCGACUCCGGCAAGUCCACGACUACCGGCCACUUGAUCUACAAGUGCGGUGGAAUUGACAAGAGAACAAUUGAGAAAUUCGAGAAGGAAGCUCAGGAGAUGGGCAAAGGCUCCUUCAAGUAUGCGUGGGUCCUCGACAAACUGAAGGCAGAGCGCGAACGUGGUAUCACGAUCGACAUUGCCUUGUGGAAAUUUGAAACCGCCAAGUUUUACGUUACCAUCAUUGACGCACCUGGCCAUCGUGAUUUCAUCAAGAACAUGAUCACCGGAACAUCACAAGCUGAUUGCGCAGUUUUGAUUGUCGCCGCUGGUACCGGAGAAUUCGAAGCCGGACUCCUGAAGCCUGGUAUGGUGGUGACAUUUGCACCAGUCAACAUCACUACUGAAGUCAAGUCUGUGGAAAUGCACCACGAGUCUCUGACCGAAGCUGUUCCCGGCGAUAACGUAGGAUUCAAUAUUAAGAACGUAUCUGUCAAGGAAUUGCGCCGUGGUUAUGUAGCUGGUGACUCUAAGAACAACCCGCCCACCCCAGCAGCAGAUUUCACUGCUCAAGUCAUCGUUUUGAACCACCCUGGUCAGAUCAUGAAUGGAUAUUCCCCUGUGCUGGAUUGUCACACAGCCCACAUCGCUUGCAAGUUUGCUGAAAUCAAGGAAAAGUGUGAUCGCCGUACAGGCAAAACUGUGGAAGAGAACCCGAAAGCGAUCAAAUCUGGUGACUCGGCUAUUGUGAAGCUCAUUCCUUCGAAGCCCAUGUGCGUGGAGGCGUAUACGACUUUCCCUCCAUUGGGUCGCUUCGCUGUUCGUGACAUGCGACAGACUGUCGCCGUCGGUGUCAUCAGGAGUGUCACCCCCAAAGAUGCUGGUUCUGGCAAGGUAACCAAGGCCGCCGAAAAAGCCGCUAAGAAGAAGUAG
Molecule: messenger RNA, 957 nt
Organism: Notodromas monacha
Lineage: Eukaryota; Metazoa; Arthropoda; Ostracoda; Podocopida; Cyprididae
Source: the annotation of a GenBank genome assembly